This is a messenger RNA of Tripterygium wilfordii, 1558 nucleotides long. RefSeq names its product RING-H2 finger protein ATL52-like. NCBI's taxonomy places the organism in Eukaryota, Viridiplantae, Streptophyta, Magnoliopsida, Celastrales, Celastraceae. The transcript has a single exon. The coding region runs from base 192 to 1331 and encodes 379 amino acids. Gene Ontology annotation, molecular function: transferase activity. Gene Ontology annotation, biological process: protein ubiquitination. The record is from RefSeq and is a predicted model, not a curated record.
CAAACCCAUAAACCAAACAAUAGCUUCAAAUCAUCUUUCUUGUCAAACUCUCUUCUUUGUCCAAAUGAAUGGAGAUCUUCGACUUACCCUCUCCCUUGGCCUUCUCCUGUUCACCAACAACCAGGUAACACCCCUGAUCUCUGUCUUUGCCUCUCUCUCUUGUCUCUGUUUGACGUAUUGCUAACUCUCUAAUGGAGUUUAGGCAUAGAAAGUUAAUGGCAAAAGCAGUCAACGCCACCGAUACCAAUCCCAUACCAGAAGUCUGUGAAUCAUCUUGUGACAAAUUAAAUAAGUCUGGAUAUUGUCUCUCUUCAUGUGAAACUUUCUGUCCAGACAUCUGCCGUAAAGAGUUUCAUAGAUCACUGCCUUUAAACAAGUUCUUGAUCGCGUUGAUUGUUGUGAUAUCUGCUGCUUUUCUUUGUGUUUUCUGUUAUACUGUCUAUGUAAGGUACUUUGGUACUAAUCGGAGGAGAUUGCAACCACCUGAGGGGAAUCAACAGACCCAUGAUGAGUUUCUUGACGAAGAUCAUGGCCCUGUGGUUGAUCAUCAUGUUUGGUAUAUAAACACAAUCGGGUUGCAGCCAUCCGUCAUCAGCUCGAUCGCGGUUUGUAAGUAUAAGAGAGGUGAAGGACUUGUUGAAGGAACAGAUUGCUCUGUUUGCUUGAAUGAGUUUGAAGAAGAUGAGACUCUUAGGCUUUUACCUAAGUGCAGCCAUGCUUUUCACAUCCCUUGUAUUGAUACUUGGCUAAGAUCUCAUACUAAUUGCCCCAUGUGUCGUGCCCCGAUUGUCAAUAACGCGGCUGAAGCAUCAUCAUCAUCAUCGAUUGCAAACGUCGAUAAUUCUAGCACCGGAGAAGAUGAUGCUUUAGAUAACAGAAUCUUGGAAGCCAACGAAGAAACCAAUACAGAAAUGGAAGAUGAGACUUUAGAAAAUGAGUUAGCUGUUGAGAAUGGAAGAAAAAGAGGUGAAAUUUUGGAGGAAGAUGUGGGAGAAGAGUUACAGCCAAUAAGAAGAUCAUUUUCUAUGGAUUCCUUAUCAGCCUUGAAGAUCACUCAAAUUCUUGCUAAUGUUCAUUCAAUGGAAAGUAAUGGCAAUUCAGAUGCAAGAAUGGUGAAAGCGAAUAAAUCUGGUAGGGGUAGUUUCUCUCAGAGGAUCGUUGGAGAUCUGAGCUUAUUCAGAGUGAUGGGUGCUUCUUCUAGUGUGAGGUCUUGUCAAGAUGGGUCUAGUUUGAUGCAAAGGUCACUUUCUUGCUAUGGGAAGCUCUUGUUACCUACAGGUAGCCGGAGCCGGAACCGGAACCAGAACCAGAAUUCGAUUCUUCCUUCAUAAAUUUUCUGUCCUAUACUUUGAGGUUACAUGUCUGCAAAGCUUGAUACAGCCUGUGAACUCUCUACAAGCUGAGAGUUACAUUUUGCUUAUUCCACUGAAAGUCUUCAAGAUUACAUAUGGUUACAGAAAUGCAUAAUAAGUCUUCAAGAUUUCAUAUAGUUGCAGAAAUGCUAAAUAAUACAAUGCAAUUGUAAGACUUUUGUUCUAAUGAAGUGAUCUUUUAUAUC